GUCUCGGAUAAAUAUACUACUGCUGAUGAGUCUUGUGAGGAAGAUGAAAUUAACAGUGUAUACGAGGUUGUUUUUGAUCAUAAUGAUAACAACAAUAUUAACAACCCAACAAAAAUUAAAUGUUUUGAUCUGGGAAUUAAUUCAUCUUUAAUGCCAUAUAGUUUUGAUCUAGGAAUUAAUUCAUCUUUAAUGCCAUAUAGUUUUGAUCUGGGAAUUGAUACUGUUAAUAAUAAUUCAUACAAGUCAGCAGAAAAAAUUACUGAUAAUUUUGAUCUGGGAAUUAAUACCAUUAAUAAUAAUUCAUGCAGGUCAACAGAAAAAAUUACUGAUAGUUUUGAUCUGGGAAUUAAUACUGUUAAUAAUAAUUCAUACAAGUCAACAGAAAAAAUUCCUUAUA
Messenger RNA from Entrophospora candida, 397 nucleotides. Lineage: Eukaryota; Fungi; Glomeromycota; Glomeromycetes; Entrophosporales; Entrophosporaceae. The record is from the annotation of a GenBank genome assembly.